Messenger RNA from Drosophila innubila, 1224 nucleotides. RefSeq names its product coiled-coil domain-containing protein 97. The record is from RefSeq and is a predicted model, not a curated record. The coding region runs from base 29 to 1105 and encodes 358 amino acids. The transcript has a single exon. Lineage: Eukaryota; Metazoa; Arthropoda; Insecta; Diptera; Drosophilidae.
UUUACAAAGUAAUUUAGUUCCUUAAAUAAUGACACAGAUUGAGGAGAAUGCCGACAGCGAAAGCAAGUCCGAAGCCGCUGUUUUGCCAACUCAGCUUGUGGAUAUAUUCAAAGCAUUGGCUGAGAAUGCCAACAUCGUUUUUAAGUCUCAACAAAUCGAUGAUCCCGAGCUGAGCAUUUGCGAGAAGCAACAAAUUGCACAGGAUGCGUAUCAUAAAAAUCGAGAGAACUUUUUGAUUCGUUUUGGCAGCUAUCUGAAUGAGCAACAGUUGAGCGACUUUCAGGCAAUGGGCGUCCAGGAGCCCGUCAAACCCGACGAGAGUCUGGAAGAUAUUUGCCUGCUUCUGGAAGAUUUCAAACGCAAACUGCACACACGGACGGUGUGCGUCAAGAAUAGACGUUACCAUGCCAUGCAGCAGCUGCUGCAGAAAGGCGAGUACUUUAGCGAGCACGAAAUGAUGCAGCGGGCACCAGAGCUGUACCAGGAGCUAAUCGGUCAAUACUUGACAGAGGCGGAGAAGAAAGUACGCGACAGCUACGAUGUCCGAAAUACCAGUUUCUCUGGCAUACUGAUGCACUCGCUGGAGCAAAAGCAGCGUGACGAACUGCUGCAGCAAGUUGAGCCCAGCACGGAGACAGAGGUGCAGGCGUUGCCGGAGUCCAGCAUAGAUUGCGAAGUGCCUGACGCAUGUCGCAAACAAUGGGGCGGCUUCGAUGAUGACGAACCUGUGGCUUGUUCCACAAGUCGCAACAUUGAAGCACAACCUCUAAACAGGAUCAAUAGAAUAACAACACCCGAGUACUAUAAUCCUGCGGAGCGCGAGCGGUUGCGUAAUGAGUUUAUGGGUUUAAUGAAGGAACGCUUUCUCAGUGGCCAGGACAAAGAUUUUGAUUACACGGCUGUCGAUGACAACGUCCUGCUGGAUGAUUUGAAGCAAAUAGAACGCGAUGAAGAGGAUGCCUAUUUUAACUGCAGUGAUGAUGAUGAUAAUAACGAUAAUGGUGCAUUCGCAAUAGAUAAACAGUCUCCCAGUGGUGAUGAUGGCGAGGAUGAGCUGGAUGUUUAUAUGCGGCAUCUAAACAAACACCACAGUUUGCAGCAUUAGUAUUUAUUUUUAGCUUUAAUCCUAGCAUUAUAAGGAGCACAAUGACAUAAGAAUAUUGUCUCUUAAACUUGAGAUUAAUCCCGCAGAAUUGUGUACAUUAAAUUGUGGACGUAGAUUAU